CAUCGACAGAUAGAACCUGUGUUUAUUGUUACUGACAGCAGUAACUCGUCAUCAGAGCUCCGCCCUCUGAUUCGACUUUGCUCAUGCCAAAAUGGCGGAAAUUGUGUGGAGGACAACGAUGUUCAGCGGCAACUGGACAGCGGUGUAUUUUUUUUUGUUUUAUCAUGCGCAUGUCCCGUAGGACUCACAGGAGAUUUUUGUGAAAGCGAUGUCGAUGCCUGCGUAGAAUACAAUGAUCCCUGUUUCCCUGGAGUUAUCUGCAACAAUGUUCCUCUAUCUAUCGAUAAAAAUGGGUACACGUGUGGUCCAUGUCCGUUUUUUUAUCAUGGUGAUGGAGCUAACUGCAUUGAUAAUGACGAGUGUCUGGAUCACGUGAGCAAAUGCAGCCAAUCAUGUAUUAAUAUUCCAGGUUCAUAUGUGUGUGAAUGUAAUCCAGGAUAUAAACUGGACAAAGACGGUUUCGGUUGUAAUGAUAUCAAUGAGUGUGUAGAUGCCAAUGACUGCAUGCAAAGAUGUACUAACUACCCCGGUGGACGAAAUUGUUCUUGCUUCGAGGGAUUCCAGAUUAGCCAGACUGAUGAUACAGCUUGUACACCAAUUGCAAGCUGCAAUGUUUCGCAAGCAGGCUGCCAGCAGGUUUGUGUGGAGGAACAAGGAAAACCGAAGUGUUCGUGUCAUAAGGGUUACCAACUAAAAGGAGACAGUAAAACAUGCUCUGAUAUCGAUGAGUGCAGCACACAUAGACACAGAUGUUCACAGAACUGUUUUUUUAACGAAGGAAGUUACACCUGCUCCUGUGCUGGAGGCUAUAACCUGGAAUCAGACUAUCGGACCUGCAGUGAUAUUGACGAAUGUGGUUUGAUAGACGUGGUGUACUGUGCUAAUCCCUUGGAGUUUUGUAUUAACACAAUAGGAUCCUUCUACUGUGAAUGUCAACAGGGCUACCAACGUAUAAACAACACUUGCGAAGAAAUUUAUCCAAAAACGGGAAAACUUUUUUUCACAGAAAGCCCAGCCACGAAUCCUGGCAUAACUGAUCAGGCCCUAGAGGAAGCCUCCGACAAUGCUGUUGUCAUGACAAUAAGAAAUACAGACAUAUCGGAGGUUUUUUUUAUCUAUUAUUUGGUGUUGAUCACGAUUUCCCUUCAAUGCUAUUGUAAUAGAUGGGUUUUCGAGGUGUUUAGGGCAAAAAAUGGAAUUUCUCAGUUGUUUGAAGAUAUCGUUUCCCAGGUUGUUGUUAAAUAUUGCCAAGAGGACGAUAACGAAAACUGCCGUCAUUCUAAACUGAGGAAAAGGUCGAUCAGCGCAGGAAUCCUAGAUUUUUUUUUACACAUGUUGAAGAAUUACCCACAGCAAGAAAUCAAGAAAGCUACCUCAUGA
Stylophora pistillata is the source of this 1380-nucleotide messenger RNA. Its product is annotated as mucin-like protein. Gene Ontology annotation, biological process: cell-matrix adhesion. Gene Ontology annotation, molecular function: calcium ion binding. Lineage: Eukaryota; Metazoa; Cnidaria; Anthozoa; Scleractinia; Pocilloporidae. The record is from RefSeq and is a predicted model, not a curated record.